Messenger RNA from Prunus armeniaca (apricot), 1038 nucleotides. The record is from the annotation of a GenBank genome assembly. NCBI's taxonomy places the organism in Eukaryota, Viridiplantae, Streptophyta, Magnoliopsida, Rosales, Rosaceae.
AUGAUGAAAGAUUGCAUUGACUAUUCCAAGGGGCGUGAGUCUUGUCAAAGACACGGCCUAAUCCAGCAGGUUCCUUCAGUUCCCAUGAAUCCAGUGGUAAAGCCAUGGCCCUUUAGGGGAUGGGCAAUGGACCUCAUUGGCAAGAUCUAUCCAACCAGCAGCCAGCAACACUGUUUUAUCAUUGUUGCCACAGACUAUUUCACUAAGUGGGUAGAAGCUAAGCCUGUUAAAUCCACUACAUCUCAAGAGAUCAUCACUUUCAUAGAAGAACAGAUUAUACAGAGAUUUGGCAUCCCAAAAUCAAUCACAACUGACAGAGGAUCUUCUUUCAUAUCUAGAGAUAUGCUGGAUAUGGCAGAAGCUUUCAAAUUCAAACUGCUUCAAUCCACUCCUUAUUAUGCUCAAGCUAAUGGACAGGCAGAAUCAAGCAACAAGGUGAUCAUCAACAUUAUCAGAAAACUGCUUGAGAAGAAUCCAAAGCAGUGGCAUGAGAAGUUGUCAGAAACUCUGUGGGCAUAUAGAACUUCAAAGAGAGAAGCAACUGGCAUGACCCCCUAUGCAUUAACCUAUGGUCAUGAUGCAAUUCUGCCUAUGGAGAUAGCUGUUCAGUCCCUCAGAAUUGCUCACCAACAUAAUCUGGUAGGAGAAAACUACUCUCAAGCCAUGCUGCUAGAACUGGAAGAAUUGGAUGCAAGCAGAAUUGACACCCUCAAUAAACUCCUAGCAGGAAAGCAAACUGUGUCAAGGGCUUAUAACAAAAGAGUCAAAAACAAGAGUUUUGAAGAGGGAGAGAUAGUCUGGAAAGUGGUUCUGCCCCUUGGAACACAUGUGGCUGGUUAUGGAAAAUGGUCACCCACAUGGGAAGGCCCUUUCAUAAUUAAUCAGAUCCUUGGAAUGGGGGCAUACAGAUUGCAGGAUCGAGACGGAGAAGUUCAUGCUGCCCCAAUCAAUGGCAAGUGGUUGAAGAAAUUCUAUCCAACUAUGUGGGAUUCUCAGGCUGCACAGACAGAUCCUGGGAUAGAGAAGGAACAACACUGA